Molecule: messenger RNA, 3809 nt
Organism: Girardinichthys multiradiatus
Lineage: Eukaryota; Metazoa; Chordata; Actinopteri; Cyprinodontiformes; Goodeidae
Product: centrosome and spindle pole-associated protein 1-like
Exons: 22
Coding region: 624-2921 (765 amino acids)
Biological process (GO): positive regulation of cytokinesis
Cellular component (GO): spindle pole; microtubule; centrosome
Source: RefSeq, a predicted model, not a curated record
GGCUCGUUUUGAGGAAAAUACGAUUGAUGCUCACUGUCUGCCUUGCUGUGGUUGCAGAGAGGUGCUGGUUUUGUAGAAGCAAUGUUCCGCUGAUGAGUUAUUGAUCCGAAAAAUCUGUGAAUAUCUUUCUAACUUUACCGAAGUAGAAAACGAAACUCUUCGCAGUCUAUAGAAAUAUGUCAAACAUCCAUAACAGGCACUAAUGUCAGCUAAACAGCCCGAUUCCUGUGCCUCUUGUAAUGUAAUUGAAAAAUGCUCACACAAAGCAGAGGUUUUGCGGUUCAGGGUGCUUUUUUUUAGUCUAAUUUUGUGGUUUUGUUUACAGUUUCGCGCUAGCAACAUCAAUGAGUCUGUCGGGACGUUGUGUCAUGGUUGCCCUUAGCAACGCGUAACGCUUCGUCCAUCGUGCUUCAGCAGAUUUGUCAGAUGUUUUGGUCGAGAAACUCACAUUUAAACUUUUUUAAAACCAAGAAACUCGUUUCAGUUAGCUAUUAUAUAGAGGGAGCCGAAGUUCUUUGGUACUAUAUGAACAUAUACGACAAUGGGACAUUUUUUGAAGACAAUAUUUCAACAUCUACACACACAAACCGAGCCUGGUGUUUUACAAUAAAUAAGUGUCCAACAUGCCCCCUUCCGCCUCAGCAGCACAGGAAAUAACUCAACAUUUCGACAGAGAUUCAGGUUUAACUGCUCUAGGAAGAGAUUAUGAAAAGAAGAAGCAGAAGCUGCUGCUGGAGCUGCAGCUGGAGUACAAAGAUUAUGUUGCCAAGAAAAACGAUUGUAAAACCCGUGUGCAUGACGGGCAGCACCAGGGUCUUUCCUUGCCUAUAGAGGAGAAGCUAUCAACAAAGGAAAGGCUGAGAGAAGAGAGACAGAAAGAAUGCAACCUUUUUCUCCAGGAGCAAGCUCAAAACAGGAAGAUAAAGAGAGGAACACCUCCUGUUCCUUCUAAGCCAGAACUGCAAGCAUCAGCAGCAACUAGUUCCGGCCCUGCUCUGUCCUUCCUAAAUACCCAGACAAGCACACCGCCUGGAUUCAAGGAGAGCUCUGAAUCCAGGAGAAAUGCUGCCACUCUGACCAAGGCAGGAAAUAACGGAAGAACCCCAGACACCUGGAGACAUGGCCCACAGAGGCGAAGGAGAUGGCAAAUUGAUCAGCCAAAGAAGACACACAGCUCUGAGGAGGAGCUGAACACAGAUGAAGAAGAGGACUUUGAUUUCAGAGGCCGAAGGAGGCAAGACAGAAUCACUUAUGAGCAGGAGUACAAUGAGGAAUCGGGAACCCCAGAGCGCAGAGGGAGAAGCAUUAGUCAAACACCACAGAACACGGAGAAAGCAGCAAGACCUACACUCGUUACCAACAAGGAGGAGAAAGAGUUUGCAACUGGACUCAUGAUCGGGGCAGCAGAGGAACGGAGAGUUACUCAAAUGAAGAAGGAGCAAUAUAGGCAGGAAUUGCUUAGACAAAUUGCAGAACAACAGGAAAACAAGAUAAAAGAGAAGAAAACGUUGCUGAAAGUUGGUACCACUGAAGCUAUAGCUCCUGGGAAAGAGCAGUUUGGCUCUGCAUCUCAGCAGCCCGAGAGCUUCAAACGGGAUGUUUUUGAUACCAUGGGGUUUGAUCCCAAACAUAAUGAUCCAGUUGAAAGCCAACAACACAGAACUCUUGGACAGAAUUCCCUCGUGUGCUUCAGUCCAGCCGUCAAUCAGCUGCCAGGGAGCACAUUGCCUCUGUCUGGGAUGGGAACAGUGCAAGUGGUCCCACCAUUUGAUUAUUACAGCGGCUUCACAGGCAUACAAGGACAGGUGGCCUUCCCAUGGGUCCCUGUUGUUCCUCCUGUACCUCACACGGUUUCCAACGCUGACAUGAGCCGGUAUGAUGCAGCUUUUUAUCAAGGAGGAACCAGAAGGCAGGAUCCCCAUUCUAACCGCAAUCUGAAUAGGAUGCUUGGAGGGGCUCAGCAGAAGGAAACAUAUGAGACUCCCCUUCCAAUGUCUCCCCCUGUCAGAGCCAAUAAUGGGUCUCCUUUGGAUAUUGAGGGGCUUCAUGCUGACGGUUCCAGGCUAAGGAAUGAGAGACCCCAGAGCUACAGAGAAGCACUAAGGCAGCAGGUUACAGAAAAAGAAGAGUGUACAAGAAAAGAGAAAGAGGAGAAGAAGAGGCGAGAUGCUUCUGAGCUGGAGGCUGAGGUGGUGUAUGACCCCUGGGGGAAGGGCGGAGGAGGAGCUCCAAUUAAAGACAAGCAUGGAAACCUUUUUAGUGACCUGUAUCACAUGCACAGGAUUAAUAACAGAAUGACCUCUCUGAGAGCUGAAGCUGGGGCUCCAAUUUCUCAGCAAGAGUCGAGUCAUCAGUCGCCUCUGCAGCAGGACAGGUACAAGGAGGAACUGGAACAGCAGAUGGAAGAGAAGAAGAGAAAGCAGGCCGAGGAACGGGAGCGUCUUAAGAUCUUAGAGGAGAAAGAAGCGAAGAGGCUUGCGACGGAAAGGGCCCACAUUCAGCAGCGAUACGAGGAUGAGCAGAGGAGAGAAAAAGAGAUCAGAAAUAAACACAAACGCAGCAAUCAAGCUGAAACUCGUGACACCAAGGAGGAUAUCAGCAAAGGGCAGAAAAUUCAGAGUUCUCGUCGAAAUGAGAGAGGACCUACUCCUCCUGUCCCAGCUUUGCAGAGGAAGCAUACAAAUGUUGUGACAUCAAGGCCUUCCUCUAUUGUGAGCCCACUUAAAUCAAAGACUGAGCGCAUUGUAUCGGCGCCAAACACCCAACCAGUUCCUGAGAGCAAGCCUUUAGCACCCGCAGGUCAACAGGAAGUGAUCAGAGAGCUGUCAGCACUCCGUAACCUUCUGAGGACAGAACAGAGAAAGCUGGAGCUUCAGCUGGACCAGACGGAGACUCACCGCUCUCAUUUGAGCAAGCAUUAAAAUCCUGUAAAGAAAAACAACUCUCCAUGUGGAUACAGGUUUGACGCUUCACCCUGGGAGAAACACCACGUCAUCUAGUUCUCCAUGAGCCGGUCUCCACAGGGUAUUUACACUUACAGUGGCUUGCAAGAUGUUUCCAUAACUGCAGAUAAGGAGGCUCCUGGGGGCCCUCCUUUAAACCCAUCAACAUUAACAGAUUGUGCAACACAGGUUCUCCUCAGUGACCAGAGUCUGAUUAGAUGGUAUUUGCAAGAUGAUUUAAACUUAAAACUUUUGUAUAUGCUUAUAGAAUUUUUUUAUUCAUGCAUUAAAAUAAACGUUUAAAAUAAAUCUGAAUUGUGUAGUUAUACUGACUGAUUAUUGAUGAGAUAGAUCCGUUAAAACUCACUGAUUCUUCGGUUCAAAUCAGCCAAGUUCAAAAACUUUAUUGACCUAGAACCUGAUUAGAAUGCCAGAUGAUGUAUUGUACAGAAAGUUGUACAUAAUCUUUUUCAACAUAGAAAACUUUACAUUGCUGUAUCAUAUACAUUUAGUUUUCUACAUCCAUGAGCAGGAAUGCAUCCAAUUUACACUUAAAGCACGGCUAACGUUUGUAAUUUUCUCUAUACAUAUAUCCUUCCCCAGACCAAGACAAUCAGAAAAAAAACAAUAUAUUAUCAAGUUUUUGAUUUUGUACAGUUGAGCGACAACUAAACCUACAUGAAAACAGAAAAUAGAAUAGUGACUCCAUAAAGCAGCUAGCAUCAGUUUGCUUCCUUGUCUUCCAGCUCCAGACGCCUGGUUACUGUCUCAUCUUUUGUUAAAAACAUAACAUAUAAAAUGGAAAUAAAUUAACCUUUCACUUUCCACAGUCUUGUUUAAUUACAAACCAUACCGUGUUGGACAAUC